UUGUUUACAAAACACUUUAACUUAUUUGAAUAUUUUUAAAAUUAUAAACAUUAAGUGUAAUUCGUACAUUUCUCUGAAUUAUUAGUCUACUUUGCAUUUACUGCGUUGGUUGUGAAAUAUGGGGGUGACAAUAUUACAACAGUUUCCUAUGAAAGAAAACCGUUCUGGAUCGCAAAUAAUUGAGUUUUUAACAAAAAGAGUGAACGCUCUUGGAGCAAAACAGUGUGGAACGUUUUUAGUCGAUUGUGAAACUUAUGCAUCAAUUCCUCAAUUAGGCGUUCAACGUACUCUACACGUUUUCCACAAUUCGGAACAUCCAGCAUCUGUGUUUGCGUUAUUAGAUAACGGAACUGGAAAAUCGGUGCCGGUUGUGGCAGAUUCUCUUUUUGAUUUAUUAUUACUAAAGUUGUCUCCGGUCUAUCCGUCGAAAAAAUCCAAAGUAGAAAUCAGAGGUCCCAGAUUUGAACUAAAUGAUUUCGUCAUUAAAUUUGGCGCUAUUUAUAUUAAUCAUAAUGUUAAAGGCAUUAUUGUAGAGGCGGAAUAUCGACCGUGUGUGGUUUUUGGUUUAUGUUGGGAUAUGUUAAGAGAAUUUUUGCAAGGUUUUCUUGGAUCAUGUGUUUCAAAUAUUCCACCACAUUAUUUCCAGAACCGAAUGAAUGAUAUAUUUCAACCGUUGGACAUUAUACAGCAGUAUCUAGAUCAUAUCACAAUAUACAGAAAAGCUACUGGAGUUUUACAACAAUACAACAACAACAAUAGUACUUAGAAACAAUGCUUUGUCGUUUCAAUAUUCUUAAACAAAGUCGUGUUUAUUUUGAUUAGGCUUAAUAUCGUACAACGUUUGUAAGAUAAUGUAUACACCUGUAUCUGAGUAUUUAUAUUUUUAAAUUAAAAAAAAUUCCUUAACUUCAAGAAUUUUGAGAUAGAAAUAACAUUUCUUUUUUUUUUAAUUAUUAUUUUAUUAUGUACACAUGUAGAAUAUUUAUGUAAAUAUACUAAGACAAUUAUUAAUUAUUUGUUCACUUGACGGAGCAAUAUAUUGCUCCGGGUAACUCCGUUACUUCCUUUUUAAAAAACAACUACAUAGAUUUAUAACCGAUUUUAUUGUACGCAAAGAAUAUCGACUAAUUAUGAGAUAUUCUCUUCACGGUAUAGUUCUUUGUCCACUUUAAGCACAGGUAAGAUAAAUAAUUUUAUCGCAUCUAUGCUUAAGCGCAAUCUUAUGACACAUACAUCUCGAUUACUAAUAAUAGCUACGUUUGGUUAAACAUAAUAUUGGAAUAGAUU
This is a messenger RNA of Adelges cooleyi (spruce gall adelgid), 1287 nucleotides long. RefSeq names its product mediator of RNA polymerase II transcription subunit 20 (gene MED20). Lineage: Eukaryota; Metazoa; Arthropoda; Insecta; Hemiptera; Adelgidae. The record is from RefSeq and is a predicted model, not a curated record. The transcript is spliced from 5 exons. Gene Ontology annotation, cellular component: mediator complex. Gene Ontology annotation, biological process: regulation of transcription by RNA polymerase II. Gene Ontology annotation, molecular function: transcription coactivator activity. The coding region runs from base 119 to 766 and encodes 215 amino acids.